Molecule: messenger RNA, 1898 nt
Organism: Dichomitus squalens LYAD-421 SS1
Lineage: Eukaryota; Fungi; Basidiomycota; Agaricomycetes; Polyporales; Polyporaceae
Exons: 2
Coding region: 132-944 (270 amino acids)
Source: RefSeq, a predicted model, not a curated record
CGCCAGGCACUGUACACGUCGACUGAUACCCUCGACAUCGCGAGGGACGUUGUCGUAGUCUUCGUCGUCGUUGCUUGCGCAUUCCCGCCAUCCACCAACCCGGUCACGCCCCUCUUCAGCUCGACGUCGUCAUGCCAUCUCUCCGCCGCACGCUCUCGUCUCCUUCUGUCCGCUCUUCCCCCUACCGGAACCCCUCCUCCAGCGCAUUGGGCCACGCGACGCGUGCAGGCAACCCUCAGCCCCGUCGGUCCUCUGGCUCGGAUACCAGUAACCGUCGCGUACUCGCCGACAUCGACUGGUGGGUGGUCCAGGAUGGCCAACGCGAAUUCGUAGCGCCAUCAGGGCAGGACGAAGAUGCAAAUGAGGUAGUUGCGGCGGAGAACGAGCAGGUUCGUCCUCUCGGUGGCGCGACCGUGGUUACGUCCGAGGACAUCGUCGAGGCCCCUCCUGCCGCGGCGGCAGACGUCGCCAUCGCCACUGGGGGCCAUGAGAAUGAAAUUCUUUCAAGCCCUCUCUGGGACGUGUCCACGGAUAGCUCAUUUGGGUUCAGCACUCCUGAGGUCAUGUCGCCUCUCCCUCACUUCGCGUCGCUGUCCGUUGCCCCGCGGGCUCCGCUUCGCAGGCAUGCCUCAGAGUCGUCGCAGUCUUCGCUCGACAGCAGCUUCGAGUCCGCACCGGGCUCCCCCUUCUUGCCGACUUACAUGGACAUCCUCCAACCCGCGGUUCCCGCUUAUCCAUCGGUCUUCGCGUCGAGCAUUGGAGCUCGUCGGCCUGCCGGCCGGGUCCCGCCCUUGGCAUCCAGGUCUGUCAGUUACUCGGCCGUCGAGUUCCAGCUGUCCAGCACGAGGUUCAGUGACAACCGCUUUGACGACAUGGUCCCCACUCCCCCGCCUUUCUUCUCUACCACCAUGAGCGACUGCGAGAUGGACGACCUUUUCUACUGAGGUCGUCGCGCGUAGGCUGGCGGUUUGUCCUGCUGCGAGGGGAGAAAAGCGUCGAUACAAGCGCCCGGCAUCUUGUCCUUUCAUGAUCUCCUUGUCUCCUUUCCCUGAGCCAUUGAAUACCCACGGGCAUCCGCACUCUAUCACGUUGUCCUUCUUGUCACGACCCCGUUGGAAUGGUGCAAUGUCUCGCGGCACGUCGGCACCCCCGAGGUCGCAAGCAGGCCGAUACGAGUCCUUCGACUACGACAGACUUCCCCCUUGGCGUCCCAUCUUAUCCCUCCCUCCAUCACUCCAUCUCAUCUCUCCUCAUCUACAAUGCUCGCAUAGGCGGGGCGUCACUCAUGCAUAUCAUCUCAGGACACUGUACUCUUGCGAUCUUGCUUCAUCACGCACUCAUCCCGCCCGGCCCCGCUUCAAUCCACUGUUUUGUCCGCAUCGUCCCAUUGCUCACGCCUUAGGUCCCAUGACUGUUCUUGUUCACGACGCCCAUGAUGUGACGAUCGCACGAACACGCGCGCACCCGGUUCUCGUGCCUCAUUGCUCCCCAAUCCCGUGUCUAUAUCACGCCCACCCACAUUGCGAAUACGUGAAUGCAGCCUGCAGUUUGUUCUGCAGGCCGCCGCGUCCAACCUGUGCCUGAAUUUCUCUCCCAACUGCCUCUGUCUCAUCUCUGUAACGACUAGACACGCAUCCCUCUACCCCUCUACCUCGUCUCGGUACCCGCUGUCUCAGUAUUGUUGUUGUUGCUCUCCACUGUCACCACCUACCCCCUUCAAGCAUACGGCUACCUAUUUACCUAACUUGCGCUCUUGCUUGCAACGUUGUUGUUGUAGUCGGCUUGACUGCCGACAUUUCUUCAUUAACCGUCGUCUGACCACCCCAUCCUUACCACAUUGGCCCGCUUGACCGUGUUUGGCGCGUUUACGAAUUACGAGACUCCCUUACGAACGCUCG